CGCAAGGCCAAAGAAGGUCGUGACUUUCGGGCUCAUCGUGUUGGCUAUCUUCCUACCGUGGUUUGCUCUCUACCUUGAUGGGUCCUCUUGGCCAACAAUCGCAAUGAACUUUGCAGCCUGGAUUUUCUUACCAAUACUCGGACCGGCCGGCGCAUUCAUCCACGCCAUCAUCUGCCUUUGCCGUACAGACAAGCACCGCAUGUACUCCAAGCCUGCGCGCCGCCGCCUGCGCUACGACAACCACCUGAGUGCCAAUACCCAAGCGCACAUAGAGAUGAAGGCCGUGGAGCCCGAGCCCGAACCGGCACCAGUCAUACGAGCGAUCGCGGAGCCACCUCCAGCUCCGGUAGAGAGCGCACCUACGGAACCUAUAGCCAAGAAUCCAUCAGCCACAUCUUCAUCCACAUCGGUGUCGUCGUCCGAUGUCGAGGAGGAGACUGCUCCUGCCCCUGCGCCGCUGCAGAGGACAGCUACUGUCCCUCUACAAAGGACCGCCACUGCGCCGCCCGCGAGGGCUGCCACCGCAAAGAAAGAGGACGAUCCGUUCAAGGACCCUAAUGCUUAACGUGAUGUUGUGGUGUACCCGCCCGUG
Messenger RNA from Didymella exigua CBS 183.55, 592 nucleotides. RefSeq lists its product as uncharacterized. The record is from RefSeq and is a predicted model, not a curated record. The transcript has a single exon. Bases 104 to 565 code for a protein of 153 amino acids. NCBI's taxonomy places the organism in Eukaryota, Fungi, Ascomycota, Dothideomycetes, Pleosporales, Didymellaceae.